Dissoconium aciculare CBS 342.82 is the source of this 1638-nucleotide messenger RNA. RefSeq lists its product as uncharacterized. NCBI's taxonomy places the organism in Eukaryota, Fungi, Ascomycota, Dothideomycetes, Mycosphaerellales, Dissoconiaceae. The transcript has a single exon. Bases 1 to 1638 code for a protein of 545 amino acids. The record is from RefSeq and is a predicted model, not a curated record.
AUGUCUCAAGAUCUGUUUGCUGCGUUUGGCGAGGCCACACUGCCUGAUGCCCCGAAACAAACAACUUCCAAACAAGAGAAUCAUACUUCUGCUCCAGUCCCGACCGCUGCGGCGCUGAGCUCAGACGAAGGCGACGACGAUGAUUUCGGCGACUUCGAGGAUGCAUCUGCACCUGUGCAACAAGCUUCCGCUGCUAGGAACACCCCUCCGAAAGCCAGCAAAUUGCCAUUCGCAUCGGCCGGCAGCACGACUGGACCAAAGGAAUCCGCGGUAGACUCCAGGAUAGGCAGGCAUCCUUUUGCAGACCACAUGGACUUUCUGUUCUCUGGAGGAGAUGAAGAGUAUGAUGCAGGAGCCGACGAUCUCGAAGAUUUGUCCAAAAAUCCCGAGGCUGCCAUGGCAUUCUCCAAGCAGUUGGUCGCUGCGAGGGACCGAAAACAGACCGCAACGAAGCCGUUGCCCUUUAGCAAAGUUGAUCGGACGCCUACUCCUACAGUAGUAUCGAAAGCAUUAAACCAGGAGAGUGCAAAGACGUCUGCUGCAAAGUCGCCCAUUCCCACGGUUGAUGUCCUUUUCGAUGCGGAAGAAACAUUCUCAGAGACAACGUCAGAGGUCGUAGAUGACGAUUUUGGCGAUUUUGAGAGCGCUCCUGUCGAAUCUUCUUCCGUUGUAGCAGGCGAAAAUCUCGAAUCAGAGUUUGACCUUCUCGGACUGGAUGAUUUUCAAUCUCCGCCACUGUCGAAAGCGAUCGCCGUUACGCCCAAGACAAAAGCCAAACCCGGAAAUAUACCGUCUCGACAGACAUACACAAGACCAGUAGUCACUCCGACGCGUGAUGAUGAUUGGGACGACUUCGAAACGACCGAGCCAAUUCCGAACAUGCAGAUUCAACAAAUAACGGUCGAAUCACCACCAACCAAAGCUGGUCCUCCAUUGAAUGCGUUUACACCCGCAGCAUCACCAUCACAGCCGAUGCUACCGCCAACCAACAUCCCUCCUCCAGCAAUACUCUUGUCCGCAUUUGCACCUAUCAUCAGAUUAGGUCAAGAGACUCUUCUUGACCCUCUCUCCAAAGCUACCGUAUCGCAGAGGCACGAACUCCUGGCACACCCAGCCACCAAGGUUCUCCUUCUCAAGCUGUUGAAUGUAGCUGUAGUCUUAGGUCGGAUCAUCGCGGGCCGCAAACUCCGAUGGAAACGAGAUCAGUUCCUCGCGCAGGGCAUGCGCAUCGGGCCCGCGAGCGCAGGAGGCCGAAGCGGGAUGAAAAUCGCCGGCGUUGAUAAAACCGAGCUGAUGAAGGAAGACCGGGAAGUCCUCGAUGCUGUGCGUUCGUGGAAACUCCAAGCCGGUAAACUAAAGGCUGCGGUCACUGCAGCCGCUUCUAAUGGGCUUUCUGCAUUACCCGCAGUUCCGGAGAUCUCGGAGCAGAUCCCGGUCAAGACUCUAAAGGCGAUCGAAGGAGGCCUCGUUGCACCUCAUGCUUGCGCACUCUGUGGCCUAAAGAGGGAGGAGAGAGUCGCAAAGGUUGAUGUCGAUGUGAACGACAGCUUCAAUGAGUGGUGGCUGGAUGUUACGAGCAUGCACGUGGGUUGUCUACAAUUUUGGGAGAAUCACAAAGACAAAUUGAAGUCCCGUUGA